Molecule: messenger RNA, 1032 nt
Organism: Linum trigynum
Lineage: Eukaryota; Viridiplantae; Streptophyta; Magnoliopsida; Malpighiales; Linaceae
Source: the annotation of a GenBank genome assembly
AUGGCCCAGAAUCGCGCCCCAGCUACACCAAAAGAUCCCGGAUCAAAUUCUCAAGAUGGCAAAGCACUGGUUGUAUGUUUUGGGGAGAUGCUGAUUGACUUUGUCCCAACAGUUAAUGGUGUUUCACUUGCUGAAGCUCCUGCUUUCAAGAAGGCUCCUGGUGGGGCUCCUGCAAAUGUCGCUGUUGGUGUGUCGAGAUUAGGCGGUUCCUCAGCUUUUAUAGGCAAGUUGGGUGAUGAUGAAUUUGGGCAUAUGUUGGAUGAUAUCUUGAAACAAAAUAGUGUUGACAACUCUGGAGUGCGAUUUGAUGCCUAUGCAAGGACAGCACUGGCAUUCGUUACACUUAGAUCCGAUGGAGAACGCGAGUUCUUGUUUUUCCGACAUCCAAGUGCAGACAUGCUACUCAAGGAAUCAGAGCUUGAGAUAAACAUCCUCAAGAAGGCUAAAGUCUUCCACUAUGGUUCCAUUAGUUUGAUCUCAGAACCAUGCAGAUCAGCUCAUAUCGCUGCACUGAAAGUUGUCAAAACUUCCGGUGGAAUUCUCUCGUACGAUCCAAAUUUGAGAUUGGCGUUAUGGCCAUCAGCAGAGGCUGCUAAGGAAGGAAUCAUGAGCAUAUGGGACCAGGCUGAUGUUAUUAAGAUAAGUGAGGAUGAGAUUGUAUUUUUAACAGGAGGUGAUGAUCCCCAUGAUGAUAAUGUUGUCCUAAAGAAGCUUUUUCAUCCCAAUCUGAAGCUUCUGGUUGUAACUGAAGGAUCACAUGGCUGUAGAUAUUACACCAAGGAGUUCAAAGGCAGAGUUCCUGGAGUGAAAGUCAAACCUGUUGACACAACUGGUGCAGGUGAUGCAUUUGUUGGUGGCCUCCUCAGCAGCCUAGCUUCAGACCCAAGUAUUCUCAAGGAUGAAAAGAGGUUAAAAGAAGCUCUCUACUUCGCCAAUGCCUGUGGCGCUGUGACGGUAACAGAGAGAGGCGCAAUUCCUGCCCUCCCCACGAAGGAAGCCGUCCUAGAACUCAUAAAGCAAGUUUCUUCCUGA